UAUAUAUAUAUAUAUAUUUUUUGUUUGAUCUCUUCUUCUUCUGUCCGUGGAAUUGGCUGUUGGAGACUUGUCUAUCUACCAUUUCUGGCCUUUUGGUUUCUGGGUGAUUUGGGUUUUCAACCAUGGAAGCCGAGAUUGGGGGAAAGGCCUACCAUUAUUAUGGUCCAGUCGUGUCAGAUUUGAAGGCUGUUGGGAAGAGGAGUGUGGAAUGGGAUUUGAAUGAUUGGAAGUGGGACGGGGACUUGUUUACCGCUGCACCCCUCAAUUCUCUGCCCUCCGAUUGUAGGAGCAGGCAGUUCUUCCCUAUUGGAUCAGAAAUUCCCACAAACUCCCUUGUGUCCAACAGUGUAUCAUCUGGUUCUGAUGAAAUGUUUGUCGGGAGUGACAAAGGCAAGAGGGAAUUGGAGAAAAGGAGGAGGGGUGUUGAUGGGGAAGAUGAAGAGUUGACUGAUGAGGCAGGAUCGCUUCAUCUGAAGCUGGGUGGCCACGUGUACCCUAUCACAGAAGGCGAUGCUGAUAAGUGGGAGGGCAAGAGUGGGAAGAAAACAAAAGUUGUGGGGCCUUCAUCUAAUCGUGCCGUCUGCCAAGUGGAGGAUUGUCGAGCUGAUUUGAGCAAUGCUAAGGAUUAUCACCGGCGACAUAAAGUCUGUGAUGUGCAUUCUAAGGCUACCAGAGCUUUGGUUGGGAAUGUUAUGCAACGGUUCUGUCAGCAGUGUAGCAGGUUUCAUGUUCUUCAAGAGUUUGAUGAAGGUAAGCGGAGCUGUCGUAGGCGUUUAGCAGGUCAUAACAAACGGAGAAGAAAGACACAUCCAGAGAGCGUAGAGAGCGGUACCCCAGCUACAGAUGAACGGGGCAGUAAUUAUCUACUUAUCAGUUUGCUAAGGAUACUCUCCAAUAUACACUCAAAUAAUAGCUCAGAUCAAACAAAGGAUCAGGAUUUGCUAUCCCAUUUACUGAGAAGCCUGGCUGGUCUUGCUGGUAUAGUUAAUGAGAAAAACUUGACUGGAUUAUUACCUGGAUCUCAAGAUUUGCAAAAUGCUGGGACAUCUGAUGGGAAUCCUGCAAAGGACACUUCUAGGAAUAUGCUGCAAUAUUCAACCAUGCCUGCUUCUGAAUCAGCACAGAAAAGAAUUUUGGGAGAUGAUGAUAAUGGGAUUGUACGAAUUUCAUCUCCAGCUCAAUCCACUCUACUUUUACCUCCAAAAGAAGGCAUCUUGACCAAAGCAAGUUCCUUGGGUACUACCGUUGGGAAGACAAGAAUGAAUAACAUUGACCUGAAUAAUGCUUAUGAUGAUUCUCAAGAUUGUAUAGAAAAUCUACAAAGUUCUGAUUGCCCUACGCAUAUUGGAAAAGCUUCUUCUGGCUGCCCUUUAUGGGUGUAUCAAGCCCCAUACAAGUCUAGCCCACCCCAGCCAAGUGGGAACUCAGGCUCUACAUCUACGCAGUCACCAUCCAGUUCCAGUGGAGAGGCCCAGAGCCGCACAGAUCGAAUAGUUUUUAAACUCUUUGGGAAAGACCCUAGUGAUUUUCCUCUUGCCCUUAGGAAACAGAUUCUUGAUUGGUUAUCACACAGUCCUAGUGACAUUGAAAGCUACAUCAGACCUGGUUGUGUCAUACUAACAAUUUACAUACGCAUGGAUAAAUCCACAUGGGAAGAGCUGUGUUAUGAUCUCACCUCCAGUUUGAGGAGGCUUCUUGAUGCAUCUACAGAUUCUUUCUGGAAAAGCGGAUGGAUAUAUGCUCGAGUGAGGCAUCGUGUGGCAUUUGUAUAUGAUGGCUGCAUUGUUUUGGACACACCAUUACCGCAUAAGAGCCAAAAAAGUUGCAGGAUAUUAAAUAUCAAGCCAAUUGCAGUUUGCGCCUCUGGUGAAGUUAAAUUUUCAGUUAGAGGAAUCAACUUAUCUCAACCCACCACUAGGUUACUAUGUGCACUAGAGGGAAAAUAUUUAGCCCAGGAACGUUGUGCUGAUGUAAUAGGCGGAGCUGAUCUAUACAUUGAGCAUGCUGAGAUCCAGACACUUAACUUCACUUGCACUGUACCAGAUGUUACUGGCAGGGGAUUUAUAGAGGUUGAGGAUCAUGGUCUAAGCAGCAGCUUCUUUCCAUUUAUAGUUGCUGAGAACGAUGUUUGUUCUGAAAUAUCUACCCUGGAGAGCGUCAUUGAGGCUGCUGAAAUUUCUAAUGGUUUACACGGAGACAACCAAAAUUUAGAAGCCAGGAACCAAGCUCUGGACUUCAUACAUGAAAUUGGUUGGCUUCUCCAUAGAAGUCAGUUGAAGUUUAGAUUGGGUCAACAAGAUCCCAACUUGGAUACAUUUCCCUUCCAGCGAUUCAGAUGGCUUAUAGAGUUCUCAGUCGAACAUGACUGGUGUGCGGUGGUCAAGAUGCUUUUGAACGUUCUGUUCAACAAACUCAUGGGUGAAGAAAAACGCUCUUCAAUUGAAGAUGCACUGCUGGACAUUGGGUUGCUCCAUAGAGCUGUUCGGCGAAAUUGUAGGUCCAUGGUUGAAGUCCUCCUAAGAUAUCAUCCAGAUGCAGAUCUGAAUAAAUUAAGUGCAAUCCGCUAUGUAUUUAGACCUGACGUCAAAGGCCCUGGGGGCUUGACUCCUCUGCACAUAGCAGCCGGACGCGAUGGAGCUGAGCAUGUGUUGGAUGCAUUAACUGAUGAUCCUGGACUGGUGGGAGUUGAAGCAUGGAGAAGUGCCCGUGACAGCACAGGAUUGACACCAAAUGAUUAUGCAUGCUUGCGAGGUCACUACUCAUACAUCCAUCUGGUCCAAAAGAAAAUCAAUAAAAAAUGGGGCAGCCAGCAUGUGGUGCUUGAGAUUCCUGAUGGUCAUGUACAGAGCAGCAUGAACCAGAAAACGGCAGAUGAAAAUAAGUCAAGGAAGGUUUCCAGCCUCAGUACUGAGAUGAGUGUAGUGAAACCAAGUCACGUACACUGCAGGCAGUGUGAGCAGAAAUUGGCUUAUGGAAGGAACAGAACAUCGCUAGCAAUUUACAGGCCGGCCAUGCUUUCGAUGGUUGCAAUUGCGGCUGUCUGUGUUUGCGUGGCUUUGUUGUUUAAGAGCUCUCCGGAAGUGGAUUAUGUUUAUGGUCCCUUCAGGUGGGAAUAUUUGGAGUAUGGAUCAAGCUGAGGUGGGAAUUUGUGGCAUUGUUGUUGGAGUGGGGCUUGUAAAAUAAAAAGCUUCCCUUGAAAAAAAGAUGUUGCCCAUGUUUGUAUUGAUCUCAUAUAAGUACUAAAUAUUACUAUAUAGGUAGGAGCUACAAUGCUGUAGCUAUGUAUAUUUAUUCAUGCUUUGUGAUUAUUUCGGAUCAUAAAGAAAGAUCAGUCAUCUCUGAAGCUGAUGUAUUAACGCAACAUAGGCUGUAAUAAUUCUUGGUGGCAGAUGAUCCAUAUGGAUGAGGGGGUGUAGAAGGAUUUUUUUUUUUUUUUGCAAGGAUUCGAAGAUAUUAUCUGUUGUUAUCCUAACCUGGAGAUAUUGGAAUGUUAAUUAGUGGCCAUAUUUUGAUCGGUGACGUUUAAUGAA
Coffea eugenioides is the source of this 3530-nucleotide messenger RNA. RefSeq names its product squamosa promoter-binding-like protein 1. Lineage: Eukaryota; Viridiplantae; Streptophyta; Magnoliopsida; Gentianales; Rubiaceae. Gene Ontology annotation, molecular function: DNA binding. Gene Ontology annotation, cellular component: nucleus. The record is from RefSeq and is a predicted model, not a curated record. Bases 123 to 3137 code for a protein of 1004 amino acids. The transcript is spliced from 11 exons.